Molecule: messenger RNA, 1347 nt
Organism: Bipolaris oryzae ATCC 44560
Lineage: Eukaryota; Fungi; Ascomycota; Dothideomycetes; Pleosporales; Pleosporaceae
Exons: 2
Coding region: 1-1347 (448 amino acids)
Biological process (GO): phosphatidylethanolamine biosynthetic process
Cellular component (GO): mitochondrion
Molecular function (GO): phosphatidylserine decarboxylase activity
Source: RefSeq, a predicted model, not a curated record
AUGUCGCACCAGGAAGAUACAAAAAAUGCUCCCGAAGAGCACCAGAUGCACCGCACCGGCUCAUGGCUGCCAUCUGACCACCGCGUGCAUAGGAAAUGGCUUGGGGGCAUCAUAGAAAAGGUGGAAAGCAACCCAAAAGAUCUCCAUCCAGUCAUCCAGGAAUUCAAAGAUUUGAUUGAGAAAAACACGCGCAUCUACAUUCUCGUCAACUCCAUGUUCGAAGAGAUACCUGUCAAGAAGCCGUACAAAAGAGAUCCGAGCGGCCACAGGCAAGUUCGUGAUUAUCACCAUAUGUUGGAACUUUUCAAUCACAUUCUUACUACGGCGCCUGAGUGGAGCGAUCAUGAUUAUUCAGUUGGUGUGGUCGGGACGCCAUUCAAUGCUAUUCUGGACUGGCCUAUGGGCACACCAUCCGGCUUCGCCUUCUUCCUCGACCCAGAAGUCAACAAGAUGAUCAAAAAAGUCCUGGGUGCAUGGGCCGAUUUCCUCGCCUCACCAGACUCAGCAUACGUGCUAGAUAACAACCAGAUCGGCUGGUUCAGUGAGCACGGCAUACACGAUCUCGAACUAACCGCGAACGUGGGCCGCUCUUCCCACAAAUUCGACGAGCUCUUCCAAUGCGAUCCGAAAAAGAAGCACUACGGCUACACCUCCUGGGACCACUUCUUCACCCGCCUCUUUCACUCAGACAAGCGCCCUGUCGCCAGCCCAGACGACAAUUGCGUCAUCGCAAACGCCUGCGAGUCAAAACCGUACAAAGUGGGCCGCGACGUCGCACAACGCGACCGAUUCUGGAUCAAAGGCCAACCCUACUCGCUCAUGGACAUGCUCGCCAUGGACCCCCUGCACAAGCAAUUCAUCGGCGGAACAAUAUACCAAGCUUUCCUUUCCGCGCUGAGUUACCACCGGUGGCAUGCGCCCGUCAGCGGCACGAUCAAGAAAGCGUAUCUUGUCGAAGGCACCUACUUUUCCGAACCACUGUUCGAGGGUCUCGGUGAUCCUUCCAACAAGGGAGGCAUUAGCGAGGACGGCGAGAAAACAGGCCAGGGAUAUCUUACUGCGACGGCUAUACGAGCAAUCAUUUUUAUCGAGGCAGAUAAUUCCGAUCUGGGCCUCGUAUGCUUUAUGGGGAUUGGUAUGACGGAAGUGUCUACAUGCGAGAUCACAGUCAAGGAAGGGGAGCGUGUUGAGAAGGGAGAUCAGAUUGGCAUGUUUCAUUAUGGAGGGAGUACGCAUUGCUUGAUUUUCAGGAAGGGAGUAGAGUUGGAAGGUUUUCCGGAUACGCAGGAUGUGGAGCAUAAUGUUCCUGUUAGGUCGAAACUUGCUGUUGUUAAGAAAACCGGUUGA